Messenger RNA from Exophiala bonariae, 1617 nucleotides. RefSeq lists its product as uncharacterized. Gene Ontology annotation, molecular function: carbohydrate:proton symporter activity. Gene Ontology annotation, cellular component: membrane. The record is from RefSeq and is a predicted model, not a curated record. The transcript has 2 exons. Lineage: Eukaryota; Fungi; Ascomycota; Eurotiomycetes; Chaetothyriales; Herpotrichiellaceae. Gene Ontology annotation, biological process: transmembrane transport; carbohydrate transport. Bases 1 to 1617 code for a protein of 538 amino acids.
AUGCAUGACUCUGAUAAACCGGAGGGUACUCACGUUGACCAUGCUGAGGUCAACGAUCAAAGUCUGGCUAGAGAUGCCAACUCCCCGAACCUCAAGAUCACCCGCGACUCUUACUGGGAGAACAAAAAGGGCAUCGCACUUUGCCUCCUCUUAAAUAUGGCUGCAUUCGAGUAUGGACUAGAUCAAGGGAUGGUCAAUGGCUUCCAAGCGAUGCCCGGAUUUCUUCUCGACUUUGGAUACAAAGACCCCACACUUCCUGGUGGGAUGGGAAUCUCCACCGUCGUACAGCAGCUUAUGGGCAGCCUGGUCUCGCUUGGAAUGUUCUUCUCGACAUUGAUUUCAGGCUGGGUGUGCGAUAAGAUAGGUCGAAAGGGAGGCCUGCUGGUCGGGCUCAUACUCAUUGUGGUCAGCACCACUAUUCAAAUGACAGCAAUCAACCUUGGCGGUCUCUACAGUGGUCGAACACUCCUAGGGGUAGCCAACGGGUUCCUCUUAGUCUGUUCGCAGCUGUACAUGCAAGAAACCAUGCCGUCAAAUCUGCGAUCCCUCAGCUAUACGUUCUUCCAGUUCUGGAUCUCCUUCGGCACUCUGAUUGGCGUCAUCGUCAACAAUGCUACAGCCAAGAUCUUGACCCGGGCCUCCUACAGGAUCCCUCUGGGAGUCUUAUACGUCAUCCCAGUUCUUCUCGGAGCAGCCUUGUUCUUCCUUCCAGAAACGCCACGAUACCUGGCUUCUCAAAGCAAGCACAUCGAGGCCCAAAAAGCUUUACGUUUCCUAAGAGACUCAUGCUACACCGAUCUUCAGGUCAAAGAAGAAAUCGCCGAAAUCACACAGUCCCUGGAAGUCGACCGCGAGAUCGCCAAAACCAUCAGCUACCACGAAUUGAUCCGCAUACCCAAUCUAAAGCGGACAUGCACCAGCGUCGGCCUGGGCCUCUUCGCCGCCGCAUCCGGCGUACCCUUCAUCACGCAGUACGGCGUCUACUUCUUCAUGCUGUCGGGGGACACGGAGCCGUUCCGCGACGUCAUCAUCCUCGUGUGCUGCGGCAUCGCCGGCGUGGCACUCACACCCCUAUUCACGGGCAAGAUCGGCAAACGCCAUAUCCUCAUGUUCGGCGGCAUCGUGCAAGCACUGUGCAUGCUGGGGCUCGCCCUCCCAUACAGCAUCCGGGGCAUCGACCAGCUCAGUGGCCGCGUCAUCAUCGCCAUGUGCUGCAUCUACCUAUUCUUCGCAUCUGCAACAACCGGGCCCUUCGCAUGGCAAGUGGCCGGCGAAAUCCCCACGCAGCGCCUGCGCGGCCACACAUUCGGCACCGCGGCCGCUAUCACGUACCUGUGCGGCUGGUCCAUUACCUUCACGAUCCCGUACUUCAUCAACCCGACCGCGCUGAACUGGGGCGCCCAGUACGGCUACAUCUGGGUCGCGAGCAAUGUGCUCAUCACCGUGUUCACGUGGUUCUUCGUCCCCGAGACCAACAGGCGCACCCUCGAGGAGAUCGACGAGAUGUAUAAUGCCAAUGUCCCAAUUCGGAAGUUCGACAAGUAUGAUUGUGUCGCGUCCCAGGACGCGCGCCUUCAGGCUAUGCAGGACCUGAAGGCCGAUGAAAGUCGGAAUUGA